Messenger RNA from Pocillopora verrucosa, 1942 nucleotides. RefSeq lists its product as uncharacterized. Gene Ontology annotation, cellular component: acetylcholine-gated channel complex; membrane. The record is from RefSeq and is a predicted model, not a curated record. NCBI's taxonomy places the organism in Eukaryota, Metazoa, Cnidaria, Anthozoa, Scleractinia, Pocilloporidae.
GUCGUCUAGAUGGCAUUCGCGUCUGUUAUUUUCCUGGUUAUUUUUGCGGCUUUUUGUUUCCUGCAAGAAGGAAGGGCAACUAGAGAAUGGUACAAGGAGGAUUUUCCGAAUCCUACGAGAGAUGUUAAAGGUUGUGGUCGUAGAGGAGAGGUUUCCUGGAUCUGUGAUCCGGAGAAUAUUCUCAGCUACAAGGCUGCCAACAAGAUUGAAGAGUUGAUAUAUUCAGUUGUUAAAAAUACUUAUUCAGGGUGCAGCAACGAUGAGAAACCUGGAUUUCAAAUUGGCGUUGCAGUUUUAAACCGAAUGAGAGGCAUUCCUGGUGAACCUGUUGAAGAAACAGCGAAGACGUUUGCCAAACAUUUACAUGACAGCUGGGGUGUCGGCCACGCGGGAUGUGAUGACGGAGCAAUGUUGCUGAUUUCCAUUUUAGAUCGUCAACUGUAUGUCUCCACAGGAAAAAGAGCCAUGAAAUUGUUAUCCGAUGACCAGAUUGAUAUUAUCAUUGAGGAAAUGAAGCCAUACAUGCAAAAGAGAGAUUACGAUCAAGGUGUGGAACUCGCCAUUGUCCGAAUGGGUGAAGUUUUCAGCGGUAAAGUCCUCGAGCGUUCAACAAACUAUGGUCUUAUCGUCUUCUGUGUGCUGUUGAUCAUUAUUGUUGGUGUUGGGCUGUACAUUGGGCAUAAGCAAGAACAAGAACGUAAAAGAUGUGAAAGAAAACUGAAGAGAAUUCAAGACGAAAGAGACAGAGCUAGACAGUCUCAAAAAACUUAUGAAAGCAAAUCAUGUCCCAUUUGCUUGGAGGAAUUUCAGCCGGAAACGAAAACAAGGCUGUUGGCUUGUGGUCACAAAUACUGUGAACCUUGCUUGACCAAGUGGCUGGAAGACCAUGCAACUUGUCCAAUCUGCCGCCAAUCAGCUGACAGACGUGAAGAUGAAGGUGGUGCCUGCCAUACCUAUGACUUCCUCCCUGAUCUUCAGUUCCGACUGAUGAUGUUACAGCUGCAGCACCCAUCAUUUGUUACACCCACCAUGGUGGACAGAUGGGGCAGCAGCAGUUACACAGGGAGUUUUACUUCUGAUCCCAUUUUUGUCAGGUCACCUAUGGUUGGGGGAGGUAGCUUUGGCAGUGGUGCAGGGUUUGGUGGAGGUGGAAGUAGUGGAGGUGGUGGUCACGGAGGCAGCUGGUAACAUGCACAAAGCUGUAUCAGGUCAAACCUAAUGGAUAUUUGAUGAAGACUUUCACAAGCAAAGAACUUACAGAGGGUACCUCAGUUUUAAAUUCUGGAGUUCUUGUAGAGGGUCUCCAUGCCUUUUUGUUUUUCCUCUUUCUACUAACUAAAGGUAAAUUUUGUGUACACAUUGUCAUAAGGCUUACAAUGAUGAUGAUGACAUUGAUAUCAGUUUCCAGGCUAGUGCAGCUCAGAAUAAGUUGGCAUGGACAGUUUUUCAUUGCUGUACAAUGUAUAUGUAAAACAUGACUCAAAUAUGAGCUGAAAAAAAGUUGUCUUCCGUGAACAUCAGGUUACUGGUUCAAAAAUGGGUCAGGAUUGGUUAAGUAAACUUAAUGUGUCAUGGCACUUCUAGGCUAAACUGAAAGGGAUGUUAUGCUUGAUUUUAUAUGAUAUCUUGCAUUCCCACAAGAGCCACAGUUAAAACUGUAGUGUUAUUUGUAGUCUGCAGUAGCACUUUUAUUUGCCAUAAAUAGUGGUCCGCAAUCAUCACAUAGUAUUCUAUUGAGUGAGGAAAAUAGAGGCCUAGUGUCAUCAGAUAAAAAAAUCCUCAGUUUUGAAUUUGAAGUCUGUUCAUUCCAUGAUGUGCUGAAUAUUUCAAAUUAUGAAAAUCGAAAGUUAAUAACUUCUUAUGAUUAGAACUAUUUGAUUUAUCCAUGGAUCAAUUGUUCAGAUUCUGAAAUGUAGAGAUAACAUCUUUAUUAAAUGAAAAU